AGCCCGCGAUGGAUCUGGUGAACGACAUGCUCAACUGGGUGGCGACGCCCACCAUGAUUGCCUCCCUCCUGCUCUUCUACCCGCCUUACUACCUCUUCAAGACCUGCUACUCCUUCCUUUCGUAUCUCUUCCCAGAGGAUCUCGCCGGUAAGGUCGUCCUCAUCACUGGUGCCUCCUCCGGCAUCGGCGAGAAUUUGUCCUACCAGUAUGCUACCAAGGGGGCAUCCCUGGUCCUGGUUGCAAGAAGGGAACUGAGCCUCCGACAGGUCGCGGAUCGAGCAUUAGAGAUUGGGGCACCAGAUGUGAUCAUUCUCUCGGGCGAUGUCGCAAACCCUGACGACUGCAACAGAUUUGUUCAGGCCACUGUUGAUCAUUACGGCCGAUUGGACCAUCUCGUAUGCAAUGCUGGCAUUGCGAGCGUGGGUGCCUUCCAGGAGAUUCCUGAUGUUACUAACUACAGCUCGCAGCUAGAUGUCAACUUCUGGGGUGCAGUCCAAUCGACUUCUGCUGCGCUCCCUCACCUGAAAAGGACCCGAGGAAGAAUCGUGGUCACUGCCUCGGCAACUGGAUGGAAUCCUGUUCCCCGAAUGAUCUUCUAUAAUGCUGCCAAUGCCGCACUGAUAAACUUCUUCGAGACUCUGCGGACGGAGCUUGGCAGUGAAGUUGGCAUUACAAUAGUGACGCCUGGGUGGAUCGAGUCAGAGAUGUCAAAAGGGAAAUUUCUAAAGGAGCAUGGCGGAGUGGAGGUUGAUCAAGAAUAUCGUGAUGCUCAAAUUGGUCUCUUCCCCGUGGAGUACGCGAAGAACUGCGCCAGGGCCAUGGUGCAAGCAGCUCGCCAAGGUGACCGGUAUCUAACUGUUCCAGCAUGGUUCAGUACAAUGUACCUGUGGCGGGUGUUUGCACCGGAGGUCGUUGAGUUCUGCUAUCGCCUCGUGUAUAUGCACAGUCAGGGCACCAACCAAACCGAUGUGCCGAGCAGGACGAUGGCUGAGGGUGGCGGGAAACAGCUUCUGUACCCCUCCUCGCUGCGCUCUUCAGACGUCAAAAAUGAAUAAAAAUAAAUAUCCUUAGUUCCUUCGAUGUGGAUGCUAGUGUGCGGCUAGCUGGCCUCUGUAAUCCCCGCCAAAAAUCAGCCUUAG
Messenger RNA from Lolium rigidum, 1139 nucleotides. RefSeq names its product 11-beta-hydroxysteroid dehydrogenase A-like. Lineage: Eukaryota; Viridiplantae; Streptophyta; Magnoliopsida; Poales; Poaceae. The transcript is spliced from 6 exons. The coding region runs from base 9 to 1055 and encodes 348 amino acids. The record is from RefSeq and is a predicted model, not a curated record.